GCCAAAUGUUUUGGCGUAAAUUUUAAACCCUCUCUCUCUCUCUCUCUCUCCAGACUCCCCCACCAAAAACAAAAAUUAAAUAUAAAAAAAAUUCCAAAUAAUUUGUUUUGUCUCUGUAAAUCACGAGGAGGAAGCUCUUUGUAUUAUAAAGAAAGAGUUUUCUCAGAUCGGGGGGACACUGUUCCCACUUCCAAUCCAACCCUCCGAUCCCCAUCCCAACCCACAUUGCCCCGGAUCGCAUCGUGCAUUUCUAAUUUUCUUUAGUCGAUGUGUUUUGGAUGCGAUUUGAUUCUUUGUAUUAGCAUUUGUUUCGAUUCGAUUCGAUUUGGUUAGCGGUUCGAAGCCAAUUGGAUUUGAUUGGGAGAUUUCUGAGGAUCUGUGAGCUUUGUGAUGAUCUGAAGGAUUGGAUUUGAUUUGAUUUGAUUGCUUUGUGUUGGAGAGAUGGAUCCGUUAUCUGCAAUCAGCGAAGAGCUGGCGGAGAUCGACGGACAAAUCACCGAUAUCUUCCGUGCAUUGUCAAAUGGGUUUCAGAAGCUGGAGAAGAUUAAGGACUCGAAUAGGCAGAGUAGGCAGCUGGAAGAGCUCACUGACAAGAUGCGAGACUGUAAGAGGCUUAUCAAAGAAUUUGAUAGAGAAGUCAAGAAUAUGGAGAGAAUAAAUGACCCAAAUACCAGUAGAAUGCUGAAUGAGAAAAAGCAGUCAAUGAUCAAAGAGUUGAAUUCAUAUGUGGCUCUGAAAAAACAAUAUGCAUCAAACCUUGAAAACAAGAAAAUUGAUCUCUUUGAUGGGCCGGCAGAAGACUUUGGGGAACAAAAUGUCUUGCUAGCCUCGGCUAUGACGAAUCAACAACUUAUGGAUAAUGGAAACCAAAUGAUGGAUGAGACAGAUCAAGCCAUUGAGAGAUCAAAAAAGGUUGUUCAUGAAACCAUCAAUGUUGGAACAGAGACAACACAAGCUCUCAAGGCUCAAACUGAACAAAUGAGCAGGAUUGUCAACGAGCUGGACUCUAUUCAUUUCUCAAUCAAGAAAGCUUCUAAGCUGGUCAAGGAAAUUGGUAGGCAGGUUGCAACUGAUAGAUGUAUUAUGGGAUUACUUGUCUUGAUUGUCAUUGGGGUCGUAGCCAUCAUUAUUGUGAAGCUGGUUCAUCCAAACAACAAGAACAUUCAAGAUAUUCCUGGAUUAGCCCCUCCUGCGAUGACUCGAAAGUUACUGUGGAAUCCUUACUGAGGAGAGAUCAAAAUGGACCAUGUUAUGAGAUUACCAAGAUGGUUCGUGCUCAAGUGAAAGUUAGCUUUUACCCUGUUUUACGGAACAUAUACGGAAGCUAUAUCCCGGUAAGUUUUGCUCUGAAGGCCAGCUGAUUUUCGAGAAAGCGAGUCUCACUACUGUUGUUGUUCCUUCGUUGUGUUAUUGGCUUCAGUUGCAUGAGAUAUGUAUUAUCAUUGUUUCUUCCCUCUGACCGUAUACAAGGUGUAUUUUAGGAUGUAUUGAUUCUCAUACAUUAUCUACCCUUUGGUUGUAUUUGUAGUCACUUUUUACUGAAUCUUUGUUUGGUAAAUUAUUUCAUGUACCAAAUUAAUUUUCAAAUUUCAAAGUGAAUUUCGAUUUUCGUA
Messenger RNA from Pyrus x bretschneideri (Chinese white pear), 1613 nucleotides. RefSeq names its product novel plant SNARE 11. The record is from RefSeq and is a predicted model, not a curated record. NCBI's taxonomy places the organism in Eukaryota, Viridiplantae, Streptophyta, Magnoliopsida, Rosales, Rosaceae. The transcript has 10 exons. Bases 442 to 1227 code for a protein of 261 amino acids. Gene Ontology annotation, molecular function: SNARE binding; SNAP receptor activity. Gene Ontology annotation, biological process: retrograde vesicle-mediated transport, Golgi to endoplasmic reticulum; vesicle fusion. Gene Ontology annotation, cellular component: endoplasmic reticulum membrane; ER to Golgi transport vesicle membrane; late endosome membrane.